Messenger RNA from Aspergillus alliaceus, 2804 nucleotides. RefSeq names its product Zn(II)2Cys6 transcription factor. Gene Ontology annotation, molecular function: DNA binding; DNA-binding transcription factor activity, RNA polymerase II-specific; zinc ion binding. The coding region runs from base 141 to 2597 and encodes 818 amino acids. The record is from RefSeq and is a predicted model, not a curated record. Gene Ontology annotation, biological process: DNA-templated transcription; regulation of DNA-templated transcription. NCBI's taxonomy places the organism in Eukaryota, Fungi, Ascomycota, Eurotiomycetes, Eurotiales, Aspergillaceae. The transcript is spliced from 6 exons.
CUUUUCUCUCCCUCCUUUCUUAUAGUGCCGCUCACCCUUAGCUUCCACUCUCACUCUCCCCUCCUAUUGUUAUUGGUAUAUCCUUACCAUGCUCCCUCUUUUACUCUGGCCCCCUUGACCUCUUGCCCUACAAUUUAUCCAUGGACAGUGGUCUCCCGACGCCCGCUGGACCGGGCCAGCAGAAACGACCCCGCGUCUCCGAAGAAAACCGCAAACGAGCCGUUCGAGCUUGUGAUGGCUGUCGCCGUGUAAAGGAGAAAUGUGAGGGAGGAGUACCUUGUCGCAGAUGUUUGCGCUAUCGUCGCCAAUGCGUAUUCACCCAUCCCGACCAUGCGGAGAAGGUCUCUCGGUCCUCGUCGAUCUCUCUCCUCGAACGAAAUGCUGGUCUCAGUCGACAGAAUUUGGUGGACUCGGAACGAAUUCGGCACAUGGAACGGAUCCUGCAGCAUUAUGUUCCGAACAUCUCCUUCGACAUUCAGUCCCUUCGAAAGACCGCCGAAGAAUUAAAGCACAGGCAUCGUCACUCAUUCACCGAAGGGAGUCCUUCGGUCCGUCUUGAUGAAGAAGAUUUUGAGGAUUUGGCUAUCGACGAUGAGGAUUAUGUGGUGAAUGCUCUACCGGACAAUACAACACAGUACUCCGGGGAAUUUUCUUAUCUAAACUUUUCCAUGAAAAUCAGAAGAAAGAUUGAUGAAUGGAUGCAAACAGCUGCACCAGAGGCGUCUACCGAACCAGAACCAUUUGAAGAGCGUUGGCGCGCGACACAGCUCCAAUCGAGUUCCUCCUUAGUGUCGGCAUCGAUCACUUGUCUCCCGCCCCGUUUCGUGGCCGAUUUCCUCGUUCAAAUAUUUUUCAAAUAUGCGCAGACCAAUAAUUUUUAUGUGGAAGAAGACUGGCUGCGAGAGAAGCUAAACAUUUGUUAUACCAAUCCCUCGAGCCUCUCAUCCAAUGAUGCUGGCUCCGUAUGUUCCAUCCUGAUGGUCCUGGCCGUUGGGACACAAUUUGCCCAUAUGGAAUCCGCUAGCCCGGUCAACCGGUCGACAGCCGACCUAUCGUCAAUUGAGGACCAUCAUUUCUCGGAAGAUGAAGUCGGUCUCACAUUUUAUCAGUUCGCUUCGAAGCUGGUUCCGGAUAUCCUUGCCACAGUCUCCAUUCGUAGCGUACAAGCUUGUUUACUGAUCGGGACCUAUCUGUUACCUCUCGAUACCUCAGGUCUUUGCUACACUUACUUCGGUCUAGCCCUUAAAAUGGCCAUCCAGAAUGGCAUGCACCGGCGGUAUCAGGGUGAGGGGCUUUCCCCUCGCAUGAUUGAGGUGCGCAAUCGGGUUUUCUGGACAGCCUACACCAUUGAGAAACGUGUCAGUAUUCUUCACGGGAGACCUGUAUCCUUGUCAGAUGCGGAUGUGGAUGCCGCAAUGCCAGUUGAUUUUCCUGGCUUAAACCUGAUAGGACAGGUGUCAAACCACACCAAUAUGGUGACCUUGAUCACUUUGACUCUUAAACUUGGUGAAACCGCUAAUGAAAUGUAUGUGCUCAUAUUGUUUUCUCUGAUUCAAACAAAUUCUAACGGCCGGACUAGAUCUCUCUUGCGGAAAUCCCGCAAGGCUCAGCAACAGGACUGUCUCGAACGACUACUCAACCUGCGGAAGAACCUGGUGGAUUGGUGGGGUACAUUACCUGAAGUGACGGAUUGUCGAGACCUGAACCCCACGGGGCCACUAUUCCGAUCCAAUGUUCACUUGAAGCUAGAUUAUUGUCUGACUCGCAUCUUUAUUGGACGUCCGUUUCUCUUCAGCAACAUGAAGAUCCUCAAUCCAACCACUCCCCAAGCCGCACCGUUUAAGACACCUUCAGGUGUCUCGAAGAAUAGGUCUACGCUUAUCACGGAUUGUGUAGAGGCUGCCCUGGAGAUCAUUAACCUCUGUCAGCUUCUCCGUGACGAGUCAGGUCUCGCUCGGGCGUCUUUCACCGAGUUUAGCUCUUGUCGUGCGGCUCUCCUCGUGAUCCUGGCCCAGAGUUUGACAAAGCGAACCGAGCGGUUGCGCGAAGCACUCGAAAAAGGUAUGGUCUUGAUCAAAAUUAUGUCAAUGGGUGUGGGCUCCGCGCGCUCUGCCGUCAGUGUGAUUGAGACACUUGAGAGAGCAAUUCGCCGCCUCGAAGAUUGGAGUGAAAGACAAGCACCAGACAACGCUGGUUCCUUGGAGUCUGCCUACGAUCGUUUUAAAAACUGGGAAAUGCUCUGGAAAACCGGACCAAUGUCACCUGAGCUUGUUCCUUUCCAGGAGCAGUAUCCAGCAGGAAGAAGCAGCAUCCCCCCCGUACCUGUUACACCAAUGACCGGCACUUCCGGUGGCAACGACCCUAUGGAAGGCGACAUGGCAAAUACAGAAAUCACCACAUUAUCGGAUUACUCCGCCUCUCAUGCGACGUCGCUACCUCAAAUGCCCCGUUUUGGUUUCGAUCAUUUUGUGUCCAACUUUCCGCAAGAAUUGGAUGAGUUUACUGCCAUUCCCUGCUUUGAACCUGAUGCGCAGCAAAGUCUUGCUAGCGACAUAAGCAACCCGGAUACGAAGUGGAUGCAGUUUACCAAUGAUUAACUGGAUUUGCCGUUAGUUAUUGUCCUGAGUGCAUAUUAUGGUUUCUGCGGUGAGGUGCGGUUAGUUUAUAUAAUGCCAUUGAUUUAGCGCGGCGGUGCCAUUUUACACAUGGUUCAGUUAUUGAGGAAUUUGCUGUUGAUAGUAGUCGAUACUCUACCGUCUAUACAAGAUACCUAGAUAGUACAUAUUGAAUGUUUGUUCAUUGAA